AUAAUGUACACAUUCCGAAUGAUAGCAUAUUGGUAUAAACAAUGGAGUGGAGAUAAUGCCACAUACUUCAAGUCUGAUAGAAUAACAAGCAAUUUCCCUGGAGGAUACACAUCUCAUUACUGGGGCAGUGAUGAUGAUAGCUACACUCAUCAGAUAUUCCAGGCUUCCUUGGCGUUCGCUAUCCUUGCAUGGAUAGUGGAUAUAGUCGCCAUUCUCUUGGUGGUAUUCAGUCUUGUUGGCCUGUUCUCUAAACUCCCCUGUUUGCCAAUGAAUAUCCUCACAAAGAUUAUGCCAAUCGUUGUAUUCGUUCUAUGCUUCAUUUCAAUGUUCAUCUUUGUUGGCUUGCCCAGCGCCAAGAAGAGAGACUGUGAGAAGCAGUUUGGAGAUGGCAACUGUAACGCUGGAGGAGACCUCAGCAAGUUGGUUGGUUCUAGAGAUGGUUUCCACUGGGGACCAAUUGAAGGUUGGGCAUGUGUUGUUGUCUCAACAGCGUUUGCUCUUGGUGCCACAGUUGUCUCCCUUGUGGCUGGCAACUUC
Molecule: messenger RNA, 537 nt
Organism: Acytostelium subglobosum LB1
Lineage: Eukaryota; Evosea; Eumycetozoa; Acytosteliales; Acytosteliaceae
Exons: 1
Source: RefSeq, a predicted model, not a curated record